AUGUCGUUGAAACAACUGCUCAAGGCCGCCAAGGCGGCAAUCGACCGCAAUGAUCCAGAAGACGCGCUUGAUCACGCGAAAGAAGCCCUCAAAAUGGACAAAAACUGCUACUUUGCCUACAUCUUUCAAGGCAAGCUGUAUCAGUUGCUUUCAGAAUUGGGAAAAGCGCAGAGUUCGUUUGAGAAGGCCACCGAGUUGGAGCCCGAAAAUCUCUUGGGCUGGCGAGGCUGGUACCAGGUUGCCAAAUCGAGCGAUAACUACGACACAUACUUCCGGGUGUUGACGAAAUAUUUACAUGUGCAAAUCGAGCAGGACGUGCCGAUUGCAGACACCGUGAAGGACGUCUUCAACUACUUGCACGCACGUGACUUUCAAAAAGAUGCCAUAUUGAACGAAACGUAUCUCCGUGCCAUUCUCCCGGGAACGGAGUUGGCCAAUCUCUUGGGUUCUGCCAUGGGAAACCCGGCUGAAAGUGUGAAAAAGCUCUUAACGCUCGUAAAAUCCAGGGAAGAUCAGCAGGUGCGUCAGGCUUUGGCCAAGGAGAAACUCCGCUUGCCCCGUGUACUUACCGCAGCGCUGCAUGCACGUUUGCACGAACUUGAGUGGUCGCUUCGUAAGGACUCCGAUAUCUCGGCGCUCUACCAGAUAUAUCUUGAGACCAGCGAUGACGAUGAGCUGCGCCGGAAAUACGAGAUUGAACUCCUCAAGUACAAAUAUGCGCUCUUGAAAAUCAAACCGGAAAAAGCUGGUUUGCUCGAGGAGAUCAAGGAAAUGGCAGACGACUUGGUGCUUCUAGACACCCCUGAUCUAUUCACGUGGUCACUCCAUCUAGACCUCCAGGACUCACCGUCAAUCGACGACCUCGACCAGGGAUUGCUCAAAAGAUGCAUUCAGAAAUUCAAAGGAGAGGGCUUGAGUGCUGUGCUUUAUCUGUAUGUUAUGAGCGACAUGUGUCUCCUCGACAAGGAGCAGUUUAAGGACAUCUAUCUUGGUGAAAAGCUGGAGCCAGAGCCGCUGCAGGAAGAGCUCCUUGAUGGCGAGCUCCUUGAUAGCGAUGUUCUCGAAACCGACGACACACAUACGGAAGGACUCUCGCCCACGGAAGUGCUCGAUCUCAUGCUUCAAGGCUACGCCAAAUGUUCCGAUUCUAUGUUAGCACACCGCAUCGUGUGCAGCUACCUCAUCUUCAUCCAGGAUUACGAGGCGGCAUUGGAAAAGUGCACAACUGUCAUCCGUCAUUUGGCUGAUUUCCAGAGAACGUACGGAAUCGAUCUUUGCCACUGUAAGGAGAGUGUCUUGUGCCUGCUUGCAAGUGUGUACACAUACCACGAAGCACCAAAGAAUUUCAGCAGGGCGCUUCAACUCUACAACAAGAUUCUUCUGGAUAACAGCAGCAAUAAACAGGCGUUGAUAGGCAAAGGUUUGAUCUUGGUUGCCAAGCGUGAAUUGGACAGUGCUUACGACCUUCUUUCGCUGGUGGCACGUGACUUUCCUGGUGACCCACGGGCGCUUAUGGAGCUUGGCUGGUGUCACGUGUUGCAAGAGCGAUACGCCGACGGAAGAGGGGUGUUGCAAUCGGCACUCGAGCAUGUUCAAGAGGUGUCCCCCAAAUCGUUUGUCAUACGCGCAGACAUUCACUGGAGAUUGGCGAAAAGCUUCUUGAUGGAGGACUCAGAGAAUGACGCCAACUUGAAAAGCGCAUAUAAUUUCCUUGUUCUUUCGCUCAAGGACUCAAAGACUUUUGCCCCGUCUUAUACGCUUCUUGGAAUCUUAUACUACGAUCACUAUGAUGACAAAGCCAGAGCACAGAAGUGCUUCUACAAAGCUUUCGAGCUUGAUGUUGCUGAAAUCACCGCGGCCAAGUAUUUAGUGAAGGACUUGGCCAAGAAGAGCGACUGGGAAAUCACCGAGAUCUUGUGUAAAAGAGUGGUAACGUCUGAAAAAAGCAGGAGAAUUCUUUUCAGUCUGCUCUAUGAGGACCCGGACAAGUCCUGGCCGUACCGUGUUUUGGGAUGUUCUGCACUUAAUAGACAGGACGAUGCUAAGGCCAUUGAGUGGUUUCAAACAGCCCUCCGCAUGCACGCCAUGGAUUUGGAGUGUUGGAUCGGCUUGGGCGAGGCUUACUACAACUGCGGACGAAUGGACGCUGCUCUCAAAGUUUUUCAGCAUACAGUCAAAACAGACCCCACUUCGUGGGUCAGUCACUACAUGUUGGGUUCGGCAGUAUGUGCCAUUGGAGACUACGCCAGCGGACUCGAGGCUUUGCGUACAGCAUUGACCAUGAACCCUGAUGCAGAAUGCAUCUUGAAUGCGUUGUACGAGCAACAUAUCAUGUAUAGCUCGCAGUUGCUUCUGGGCGGUUUUGUCAAGAGAACCCUCCUGGUCAACAACUCGGCAAUGGAGAUCAUCGCACAAGCGGCAAAGAAAAAUCCUACUUCUUUGAGUUUGUGGAAAUCUUUGGGUCAGUGUCUCAAGCUAGUUACACACGUCCAACAGGACAUAUCCGACUUACCAAUUGAUCAUGUCUUGGGAACUUUGAAGACUGUUUCUGGGAUUGACGAUGAGCAUGCAUCAUCAAAGGCAGCCAAAUCAUUAUUUGAAGAUGGCUCCCAUCUCGAGGCAAUCUCUAUGCUCAAUGUCUUGGCAGCAAGAGCCGCAAUCCAUGCAUCAGGCCAAAAAGUGCACAAGCUUGUGCGGUCGUACACAAAAUACAACCUUGGGUUGGCGUUUUUGGAUGCUUUCAAUGUUUGCGAGGAAGCCAAUGUUGCUUUCCGUGAUAUGGCAAUCGAGCAGUUUAAAGAUUCAAUCAAACUUGAACCGGCGAAUGCCCAAUACUGGCUUGCGUUAGGAAAUGCAUAUGUUUCUCUUGAUCCUCUGCUUGCACAACAUUGUUUCAUCAAGGCCAGUGUGUUUGACUCAAAAGAUUUCAGUGUUUGGUCAAAUUUGGCUGCUCUAUACUUGAGAUACGGCGACGCAGAAUUGGCACAGGAAGCUUUUGACAGGGCAACAUCCAUGGCCCCAGAACAGUCUAUGCCAUGGUUGGGAAAUGCAUUGACUGCCGAGGCUUCAGGAGAUGAAGAGAAGUCGAAGGGUUUAUCAACGCACGCAUAUGUUCUUUCAAACGGUCGCAGUGCAUUGGCACAAUUGUGCUACGCUCUUUCUGUUCUCAACAACCGAAUUGGAAGUUCCAAAGAUGCCAGGGAUGUUGAGGCUGCACAAGAGUUUAGUAUUGCCAAUUUUGCGAUCCAGAGCUUCUUGAAGUUUCAGCCCACAAACGAAACGGGGCUCAAGCUCGCUCUUCUCUUGAGUGAAAGAUGCCACACGUACGAAAGUAGUAUAGUUGUUGGGGAGAAAUUGAGCGAAGUGCUUGAAAAGAAAUUCGAGAAAUCUGAGAGCUCAGCCGUGAUGCUCGAAGUGGCAACGACAAAGACACUGUUGGCAAGAGUGUAUAUGGGCAUGGGAGAUUAUGAAAGCGCCAUUGAAAACGCACAAUUUACUUUGGAUCUUGUGGCGGAGGAAGAGACUUCUCCUGCUGUUCGUGAGGCUAUUCUUUCUUCAAGAAUUGUUAUUGGACUUUCGUUUUUCUUCAAUGAACAGUACAAUGAAGCGCUUGAGGAGUUCCAGAUGAUUCUUGCUGACCACGGACUGUCGCAAAAGGCGGUGACACUCACGGCCCAGAUUUUGCAUGCGCUUGACACGCCUGAGUCUAAACAAGCGGCGAUCGAUCAGUUGUUCACGUUCAUGGAAGAAAAUGGGUCCUCAUUGCUUGUCGUUUUGACUUUGGGUGCCAUUUCAGUGGUCAAUGAUUUUGAAGACUACUACAUCCCCAUCAAGGAGGAAUUGGAAUCGUUGAAGUUACAGGAGCUUAUUGGAGACAACUUCCGCCAGGUGCCCAAAUUACUAAAGGAGAUUAGCGACCGUGUCAGUGGAAGGGAUGGGUCUACUGUUUGGCAGAAGUUUGCCAUGCUUUUCCCUGGAGACUUCAAUAUCUGGAAGAAUCUCGACUCGCACAUGGCGUUAUCUAGCGCUCUUUUGAGCGAGUCUAAGCGUACGGCCAUCGAGGUUUCUAGUGCGUAUGCCGAGAAAGCGACGAGGAGAGAAAUUCAAAGGGCGCUAUUAAUUUGUGCUGAUAACGCCGCGGCUCGCCUGGUAUUGAUGUCGGCCCAUUGA
Molecule: messenger RNA, 4170 nt
Organism: Metschnikowia bicuspidata var. bicuspidata NRRL YB-4993
Lineage: Eukaryota; Fungi; Ascomycota; Pichiomycetes; Serinales; Metschnikowiaceae
Gene: SKI3
Product: SKI complex subunit tetratricopeptide repeat protein
Exons: 1
Coding region: 1-4170 (1389 amino acids)
Cellular component (GO): Ski complex
Molecular function (GO): protein binding
Source: RefSeq, a predicted model, not a curated record